Rotaria sordida is the source of this 987-nucleotide messenger RNA. The record is from the annotation of a GenBank genome assembly. NCBI's taxonomy places the organism in Eukaryota, Metazoa, Rotifera, Eurotatoria, Philodinida, Philodinidae.
AUGGCUUCAGCUACUGCUUCUUCAAAUUAUACUGCAUCUGCCGGAGUAACUUCUUCAAAUUAUCUAGCUACUUCUUCUAUUAAUAAUAAUGUGGUACCUAAAUUUAACGAAUAUAGAUCACGAGUUUUGCUUGGUGAUCUUCCAGAAGAUUUUCUUCGUAUACAAUUUACACAAACACAAAUCUAUAAUCCAACAGGACAAGGAAUGAGACAAGGUUAUUCACCUAUACAAUUUCAACAACAACAACUUUUUCAAAAUCCAAAUUUUCUUGGCUAUUUUACAUUAACAAUUGCUGAAGCAAAAUUAGUCAAAAAUUCCGGUCUAUUAGGUUUGAUUAAAAUGGAUCCAUAUGUUAGUUUUCGAAUUGGUCAUGUAGCAUAUGAUACACCAACAGCAACUGGUGGUGGAAAAAAUCCUCAAUGGAAAGCUUCAUAUCGCAUUAAUUUAUUCAAAGGAAUGGAUCGAAUACAUUUAGAAGUAUAUGAUCAACGUAAUUUUACUGAAGAUAGUUUUAUUGGUGAAUGUGAAAUAGUGGUACCACAUGAAGUAAUGGAAGGUGAAACACGUCAAAGCUGGUAUCCAUUAAUGGGAAGACAACCAAAUGCAAAUGAAAUGCAAGGAGAAAUUCUUAUUAUUAUGAGUUUUAUGUCAAUGCGUGCAACAAAUCAACCUGGAAUGGCAAGUUCAACUGAUACACCUGUUACGAGCCCUGAUGGAAAUACAAAUAUACCGAGUGGUCAAACUGCAUCUUCGUUACCAAACCAAUCAGCUAUGAUGACUGAACAACAACAACAACAACAACCAAUAGCAGAACAUUCGCCAUCAGCUGUGCCAAAACCGCCACCACCACCAUAUUCACUUGAAGAUAUACGAACAAUUGAAGAAAUGUUUCCUACAAUUGAUCGUCGUAUUAUAAUUGAUUUACUUGAUCAACAUCAUGGAAAUAAAGAUCUUGUUGUCAAUCAUCUGUUACAAAAUAUUGCUUAA